AUGCGAGGACUUAUUCUAGGAGUAGUGACGGUGCUGCGGGCUGUGGCCCGCGGCGGCGUUGAGGCCGAGAAUGCAGCCGCAGAAGAGCUUGGACUAUUGAAAAUCAGAGAUCCUUCUAUCGAGACCACUGACCCACGAGUGAGUUCGGAUGCCUACUAA
Molecule: messenger RNA, 159 nt
Organism: Eimeria necatrix
Lineage: Eukaryota; Apicomplexa; Conoidasida; Eucoccidiorida; Eimeriidae
Exons: 2
Coding region: 1-159 (52 amino acids)
Source: RefSeq, a predicted model, not a curated record